AUGUGUUCUCUAUUCGAUUCUGAGAGUAAUGAUUCCGUCUUGGUUGGCCCGGGAGACAUUCGCGACUUCAACUCAGACAACAUUCUUCCACUGCCAGCUGCAGACCUGGUCAAGAUCAGACAAUGGCUCCAGCCAACUGCGUAUGAUCUGGAACGAAGUGAAUAUUCCAGACAUCGCGCAUCGCAUCUAGUGGGGACGGGCAAAUGGCUCACUUCCAUGAAGACAUAUCAGCAGUGGCACUCCGGCGAUAAUGGACUCCUAUGGAUCAAAGGCAUCCCCGGCUCGGGAAAGUCCGUCAUAGCUGCCUCGAUUAUCGACCAACUGCGCAAGGAAGAAGUUCCAGUCAUAUAUUUCUUCUUCCGACAAAUCAUUGAUGCAAACCAUAAGCCUAUCACCGCGUUGCGUGACUGGCUGUGCCAAAUUCUGAAUUACAGCCCUCCACUCCAGGUCAAACUGAAGGAGUACAUUGAUAACCAGCGGUCAAUUGAGAGUCUCUCUCCGAGUGACAUUUGGAAAGACCUCAAGCUGGCCCUAGAGUCAUUCCCCAAGGCUUAUUGCGUCACGGAUGCCUUGGAUGAGAUGGACGAGGGGAAUGACUGGUUUCUCCAUUCCUUGGUAGAGCUGGGCCAGUGGCGCCCUUCAAAUGUCAAAUUCUUGAUCACUUCACGUCCGGUAGCCUCUGUGGAGGCUCCUUUGCGAACAUUCCCCGUUCUCCAGAUUCGAUUAGAAGAGCGACUGGUAGAUCUCGAUAUUGCCACCUACGUCCAGCACAAGCUUCGGAACUCGCCUAUCCCCAAAGAGCACUGGAAUAUCAUAGAGGAAUCGAUUCCCGGUCGCGCGAAUGGCCUGUUCUUAUAUGCAAGGCUUUCGAUGGAUGCGUUCCUUGAACCGGGUGCUGAUGUGCACGAGGUCCUCAAAGCUCUGCCUACUGACCUCAACGUGAUGUAUAAUGGAUUGUUACGGGAACAUGCGAAGCGCUCAAAUGUAUCUGAUGAAAUCCAGCUUCUCGUCCUGCAGUUUGUUACUCAUGCAACACGCCCUCUACGUCUUCUUGAGAUAGCCGAAGUGAUGAAUACUGUACACUUUUCAAGUGGCAGCCACAGCCUAAAAGAGACCAAAGAGCUGGUUAGAGCUGCUUGCGGCCCACUUCUGGAGAUUCUGCCGGACGAGACGGUCUCGGUGGUUCACCACUCAUUCACCGAGUUUCUCAAGGGAUUCACCCGAUCCAAUGACUCGGACGAUUCCGCAUAUCCGGUUCUCCAUUCUGGGUCAACGAAUCAAUGUCUUGCUGUCGCAUGCUUGAAUUACCUCAGAUCUGGAUGUCUCGACAACCAGAGGGUCAAGAGAAGCGACAAUGAUGAAUUCUACUAUCCUAAAAAGGCAGAGCAAAGUGAACUGAGGCUGCAAUUCCCAUUCUUAGGAUACGCCGCAAACAAUUGGUACAAACACACCCGGCGCGCAGCAAGUGCCGGUGCAAACAUGUCCCACGUCUACGACCUGCUUGACACAUUCUUUGCGGAAAAGCAUAGAUAUAAUGUGUGGCUGGACAUUGCCUGGCCCACUUCGACUAUUGAAGGUGUCACACCGUUUCAUGUUGCUGCCCGGACUGGAUUGGCUCAGUACAUAGCGCACUUGCUACAGACGGGAGACGUCGGUAUAGAGGCACGGGACUGUAACCACAACACGCCUCUGUAUUGGGCUGCAACUCAUGGUCACACAGAAGCUGUCCAGGUUCUUCUUGACAACGGGGCCGACCCUGACGCGGAGCAAAAUCAGGGCCUGAGACCGCUGCAUCAAGCCGCCAGCAAUAACCGUGCCGAGGUUGUUGAGGUAUUGCUCGCUGCCAGAGUUGACCCACUUACUCCCAAGACCAGAGGUACACCCGGAAAUUGGUGUGGGAAUGCGCCGACAUCAUACGGACACACGCCUCUAAUGUACGCAUGCCAUUAUGGCCAUGUCAAGACUGUGGCCAAGUUUUUACCAUUCUUGAAAGAUGUUGAAAUCUGCCAUCGAGCUCUUAGUUGGGCAGCAGACAAAAGUCGUGCGGCAAUUGUGGAUUUGAUCCUCCACCAUUCUGGCGUGGAUGCCAAUGCAAAGUGGCGCGGAGACACUGCCCUUUUCAGAGCGUGCAAAGCCAGAGACUUUAAGACAAUUGAUGUGUUGUUGAAAGCAGGAGCGGACCCAAACAUAUUUUGCGACAAUGCUGAAGAUGAGUUUGCUGGAAUCUCGUGUAUAUUUUUCGACCAAGAACCUCGCCGACGCCAGGAACCAAGAGGGUUCACAGCGCUACACUCUCUGUGCGAAACUAACGGAUAUUCGAAGUCAAUCCCGUCAGAGUGUGUAGAGGUUUUGCUCAACGCGGGCGCUGAUGUCCAUGUGAAGACUCCCGAUGGAUCGACAGCUUUGCAUUAUGCUUGUAAAUAUAGCACCAACCUGGUCAAGCCUUUGUUGGAGGCGGGUGCAGAUCCUACCGCGGAGAAUGAUGCUGGAGAGACACCCCUCCACACCGACGGCACAACAGAUAAUGAGCUGUUACCCUUGCUUCUGGGGACAGGAACCGUGGAUAUCAACAGGCCUAGAAGUACGGAUGGCAAGACACCGUUACUGUGCCGUCUCAAGGGAAUGUAUAGCAAAUCAGUUGUUGCAUUUUUGGAGUACAAGCCCGAUGUCAACGCCACUGACACCGAGGGAAAUGGCGCUUUACAUGUGGCUCUAAAUGACCGGCAUAUUAAAACCAGCGUGAUUGACGCUUUACUGUGUGCCGGGGCCGAUCCAAACCUGAAGAACAGACACGGCAAUACACCAUUCCAUGUCAUGAAAUAUGGUGUGGAUGCAGCGCUCAUCUGCAGGCUUUUGGAUGCGGGGGCAGACCUUGAGGCGCAAAAUCUCGCGGGCCAAACAGUUCUUUUCACGCAAUUCACUUCACCAGAGAUUAAUAAAGAAGGAAGGCCAGAGAUUUUUGAGAUGCUCAUCAACCAGGGCGCCCGGACAGAUACUCGCGAUUACAAAGGCCGAACUCUAUGGCAUCAUGGAUGUGAGAAGGGGAAGCGCUUAGACCAUCUGAGAAGCCUAGGGCUUGAGCCGAUCGUGACAGACCACGAAGGAAACACACCAUUGCAUGAGGUUGCCGCCGCGACGUCUCAUAGUAAUAAGCUGGAAUCUAUGAAGCAUUUGAUGGGUUUAGGCUUGGAAGUCGACCAACCGAAUCACCGAGGCAGAACCGUCCUGCACAUCCUGUGCUCUAGGACCGACUAUAAAUCCAAAUCAUCCAAGAAAGACCAGCCACUUGAUUAUGUUCUCGGAGUGUCCAAGAACGUGAGCCCUAGUGACAUUGAUGGAAUUCAGCCACUGCAUCUUGCCGCUACAAUUUGCGAAAAUUUUGUUUUCAAACUUCUCAACGCCGGUGCAGAUUUGUUUGCUGUCACCCAUGAAGGCAUGACAGUACUUCAUCUCGCAGCCCGAGCACGUCAAUUCGGCAUUGUGGAUAUGAUUCUAUCUCGACUUGGCAUAUUAGAAGAAAAGGAUCGCAUGGCAUUUGUCAAUCAGAAAAACUGCAAAGGAGAAACAGCUCUACAUUACGCUUGUCGCUCCGGUCGCCCCGAAACUGUCAAAUCGUUGCUUGAAGCAGGCGCAGAUCCUAAUUUGUUAGACAACUCCCAAAACUCACCCUUCACCAUGUGUGCCGAUUUUGAGAAUGAACAAAAGCUGUGGCGCAAUGAUCAGCAGACAUGUGUUGAAGGCCUCAAUGCAGCUGGCCUUUUGCUGAAAGAUCGUACACGUCCGUUUGGUGACAGGAAUCACAGAACGGGUCGACAUGACUUCAGCCAGCUUGAAACAGAGCACGAUACAACGCGACUGGAUGAGAUCAUGGAUUCACUUGUCCAGUAUGGUGCUGUAAUUACUGGGGACCAUGGUUGUCUUCAAAGGGCGUGGCGGGCGGUGAUGCUGCCUCAGUUUGGCUAUACCAUCGACUGUAUUUUGCACCUGGAGGCUCGUGUUACCGAUGCAAAGAUCACUGGAAAUUUGCACCGUGACACGGGCUUCCUUAUUGCUAGCUAUUGUCGCAAAGCGGAAAAAGAGGCCUUGAAAGAAAGCACCAGGCCCGAAGACGGUGAGAAAUGGUCCGAGAGUCGAGCUUCAUCCGCGCAGCGAAGCCUUCUGGAGAGUGCGUUGGCCAUGAGGCAGUAUGAUCUAUUUGAAGAAAUAGCCACGGACAGUGCCUGUCUCAUAGUCCCCGGUUACCAGGGAAGGACAGCCUUGGAUGAUCUUGUCCACUGGGGCUAUAGUGACAUAUUGGCCCGAGUCUGCAGUCGAGAACUUGCAACUAAACUUGAUGAUCAUGAAUGGUGCCGAGAAGCGGAAGCAGCAGACGGCCUCAGCAGAGAUUUUAUUUCACCAUUGAUAGUAUCUGCUUGCACGCGUCAACUUCCCAACAUGGACGUGUUGAAGCAACUCGUUGAGGACUUUGGUGUCAGUAUGGAUGCCCAAUGCAGCGAGCGUGUGUAUCAUGGUGGUGAAUAUCAGAUUCUAAUGACCACGAGCGCCCUUCAUUACCUCGCCACCGGAAAUUGCUGGUGGCAUGUCGACGGAGCCCUGCCGUAUUUGAUAGAGAAGGGUGCCAAUCUAAAUCUGAGGAACCAUGACGGAGCAACACCUCUUCACAUUGCAUUGGCAUCCACAGAGGCUUUCUGCAAGGAAGCUGCCAAAAUUCUCAUCAAAGGCGGUGCAGACGUCAAUGCCGUAGACGACGAUGGCAAUACAUGCCUGUCAAAGGCAGGCAAUGACUUGGAUUUGAUCAAGCUUCUCAUCGCGCAUGGCGCCAAAGUCAGCGCAGCAGCCAUAUUCUCUGCGAUUAAUCUUGGACAGGUUGAGAUACUGGAGGUUCUGCUUUCUCAGGGCGAUUAUGCCAACCUGAGGUCGCCCGGUCCUACAAAGCCCAAAUAUGACGGCUUCAGCUGGAGUGACAUUGUCGAUUCUGAAAUGUUCCCGCUGUUUUAUGCAUCUAGCUUUCAAUGCCCUAAGACCCCGAAUCUCAAGGCAACGAAGGCACGGAUGAUGACAAUACUUCUCAAACACGGCGCAGACCCAUUUGCCGCUUUUGUCAAAUAUACAAAGAAGCCAAGACCUCAUGAUGAGUCGACCGAAGAGCCAGCCCCAGAAUUACCAACAAAAAGCCACACAAUCAUUCAUAAAAUCCUAAGCUCGGGGCACAUGUUUCAGCCAUUCUUCCAGAUUCCAUCUCUGGACCUUGAACGUCGGGACCAAAGUGGCCGCACUCUGCUGUUAGCUGCAUCCAAGAAUCACAAGACAUUGGGAACGAGGAUCAUGCCCACCCAGGAGCAAGACACCACCAAAACAGUCUUUCAAGAACUCAUCGACCGUGGAGCCAAUGUCAUGGCGCAAGACGAUGAUGGAAAAACCAUUCUCCAUCUCAUAGGGAAUUUCAAGUCCGACGCCGAUUUCAUUGAGACCCUCAGGGCUGUCAUCAUCAACAAUCCCAGCCUCACUCAUCAAACCGACCGGGCUGGUGACACACCUCUCCACUACGCACUGCGUCACCGCGCCCACGAUUACGUCGACCUACUUCUAGAGAACGGGGCCGAUCCUACCCAGCCAGACUCCAACGGAGACACGGCCCUUCACCACAUUGCCAGCCAAUUUAAAAAUCGUGCGUUGUUCAAGCGGUUCCUGGCUGCUGGCGUCGACAUCAACGCCCGAAACAACCAAGGCGACACGCCGCUCUUCAAGUACAUCACGAUCGAUUUUGAAUCGAGCUGCCGCAGUGCAAUUUUUGGCCUUGAUCUCUCUUUUGAACACUCGAGCGACGGAGAGUUCAAUGAUCCCGUAUUCAAAUUCUUCCGCGAGGCAGGAGCCGACUUCUUUGCGCGAAACAAUGCACAAUCAUCUUUGCUUCAUCUGCUCGCUGCUAUCAAGGUCGACACCAUAUUCGGCAGCAAAAGUACUCCACUGGUAAUUGUGGAGCGGUUCAAGUGUUUGAUGGAUUUGGGAUUGGAUCCUAUGGCUGAGGAUGCGAGGCAGCGGACUAGUUUGGAUGUUGCUGCUGCGUGUGGGAGUGAACAUAUUCAGAAGUUGUUUGAGCGGAAGCCGAUGGAGUAGGUCGUCAAAGGAGAGGAGUUAGGAAUAUAGCCACAUUCAGAAUUUCUCCAGUAACUUUAUUUGUAAUCCUGGAUUUCGGGACUUCAAACAUUCUGCUAUUCUUGAC
This is a messenger RNA of Aspergillus glaucus CBS 516.65, 6223 nucleotides long. RefSeq lists its product as uncharacterized. Lineage: Eukaryota; Fungi; Ascomycota; Eurotiomycetes; Eurotiales; Aspergillaceae. Gene Ontology annotation, molecular function: protein binding. The record is from RefSeq and is a predicted model, not a curated record. Bases 1 to 6117 code for a protein of 2038 amino acids. The transcript has a single exon.